Messenger RNA from Charadrius vociferus (killdeer), 1033 nucleotides. RefSeq names its product phosphoinositide-3-kinase interacting protein 1 (gene PIK3IP1). The record is from RefSeq and is a predicted model, not a curated record. NCBI's taxonomy places the organism in Eukaryota, Metazoa, Chordata, Aves, Charadriiformes, Charadriidae. The transcript is spliced from 4 exons. Bases 1 to 621 code for a protein of 206 amino acids.
AUGCUAGAGGAGUUUGCUGCACGGCUGCAAAGAGGGGCUGGGCGGUUCAGUGAUGCCAGUCUAGAUCUGUCCCACUCGCAAGGCACGUGUUGUUUUGAAGUACUCGUCAAUCCUUUGUAUUUUGUAUGUCUGUUUUUCCUCUCAACAGAUGCUACAGCUGCCACAGCCCCAGUCCCCACAGCAGAAGUUGGUACUUCUCAGGAGGUCGACCAGGUGUUUGAACCGGCUGAUACCUUGCCCUCCCGCAGCGAGGCAGCCGCUGUGCAGCCCAUCGUUGGGAUCAGUCAGAGAGUGCAGGUGAACUCCAAAGAAAAGAAGGACUUAGGGACACUAGGGUAUGUGCUUGGGCUGAUCAUGAUGGUGAUAAUCAUUGCCAUUGGAGCUGGCAUUGUCCUGGGAUACAUCUAUAAGAGGGGGAAAGACUUGAAGGAAAAGCAUGACCAGAAAGUUUACGAGCGUGAAAUGCAGCGCAUCACACUGCCACUCUCAGCGUUCACCAAUCCUGCCUGUGAGCUUGUAGAUGAAAACACAAUUGUGGUGCACACUAACCAGACGCCUGUGGAGGACACGCGUGAUAGCAGUGGCCCACUCAUGGGGCAGGCGGGUACUCCUGGUGCCUGAGUAGCUCAGGCAGGAGCGAGACAGGCUGAGCAAAGCCUCCAGCUUCCCACUGUGAGUGCAGGGGUUGUGUGUGUUCAUUUCUGUUUUGUUUUCUUUUUGAUGAAAGCCAGAUGAAGGUGAUGCAGAGGGACAGAGCGGUGGGCUAUUCAUCAUGAUCUGUUUGAGUGGCACCAUUCUGUGCAUGACCAGCUGGGAACUGGUGUGGUAGACCCUGCUGCUUCCUCCCACCUAUCUCCAUGGCACGCUAAGGAGCUGGGGGGGAUGAUGAGCCAGGCUCACAACUGGCCACAGAUCCCAUAGCCUGGAGUGUGGUCUUGGCUUCCUCUUUUUCUGUUCCUUUCCUAUUUAACGGUGUGCACUGUUACUUAAGUUUCAGCCUGGAACCCCAGGAGGGAGCAGUACUGCAAGGACU